This is a messenger RNA of Carya illinoinensis, 1523 nucleotides long. Its product is annotated as probable purine permease 11. The transcript is spliced from 2 exons. Gene Ontology annotation, cellular component: membrane. NCBI's taxonomy places the organism in Eukaryota, Viridiplantae, Streptophyta, Magnoliopsida, Fagales, Juglandaceae. Bases 125 to 1216 code for a protein of 363 amino acids. Gene Ontology annotation, molecular function: purine nucleoside transmembrane transporter activity. The record is from RefSeq and is a predicted model, not a curated record.
UGCCGAAUAGGCCACUGGCCCACUGCACUCAUAAAACCUCUCUUUAUCCUCUCAUUGAUAGCAGUCCCAGACUUCAACUUUGAAGUGCCAAGCUCUUCCGUUAAUCCCUGUGACUCUAAGGACCAUGCCAGAUAUUCAAGAACCCUCAAUCGAAGAUGGAACCUUCACUAAUCAGUUAGCUUUGAGAAAACUAAACCGGUGGCAAUGGUGGCUUUUGGUAGCACUAAGUAUUUUCUUCCUCAUUGUUGGCCAAUCUGCCGCUGUUCUUCUUGGGAGAUUUUAUUAUGACCAGGGUGGAAAUAGUAAGUGGAUGGCUACUCUUGUGCAAACAGCUGCCUUCCCAGUCCUUUUAAUCCCACUCGUUCUUAUUCCUUCUCGGGAGCCUUCAAGUUUUUCGGCCUCCCCACCCUCUAUUAAGAUUCUUGUCUUGGUCUACUUCUCUCUUGGAGUGCUCAUAGCUGGUGACAACAUGUUGUAUUCUGUUGGACUCUUGUACCUCUCUGCCUCUACUUAUUCCCUCAUAUGUGCAACCCAACUAGCCUUUAAUGCGGUUUUCUCAUACUUUAUCAACUCUCAGAAGUUCACUGCUCUAAUUCUUAACUCUGUGGUUCUCCUCUCAUUAUCUGCUGCCCUGAUCGGUGUCAACGAUGACUCUGAAGGACCAUCAGGAGUUUCCAAGGGGAAAUAUAUCAUUGGCUUCCUUUGUACCCUCGCAGCGUCUGCACUCUACUCUCUUUUGCUUUCCCUAAUGCAGCUUUGCUUCGAAAAGGUUCUUAAAAGGGAAACCUAUUCUAUAGUCUUGGAACUGCAAAUCUAUACAGCACUUGUUGCCACCUGUGUUUCAGUUGUGGGCCUUUUCGCAAGUGGGGAAUGGAAGAGUUUGCAUGGGGAAAUGGAGGGUUUUGGUGCAGGAAGAGUUUCUUAUGUAAUGGUGUUGGCUUGGACUGCAGUGGCUUGGCAAAUUUGUUCUGUUGGUGUUGUGGGCUUGAUAUUUGUGGUGUCGUCUCUCUUCUCCAACGUAAUCAGUACUGUCUCUUUGGCUGUUACUCCUAUUGCGGCUGUGAUAGUUUUCCAUGACAAAAUGAACGGCGUCAAGGUAAUUGCCAUGCUUUUGGCUCUUUGGGGUUUUGCAUCAUAUAUUUACCAAAAUUAUCUUGAUGAUUCUAAGGCAAGGAAGACACGCAAUGGUGUUGGAGAAUCUUAUAACAAUUCUUAAUGUUGAUGAGUUUGGAACUUGAUAGAAACAGAACAUCAUGGGUGAUCUUUGAGGAACUGGUUUAUUUGCUUUACAGCCAUUCUUCCGAGUUAGGAAAAUUAUCCAGUGACUGGUGAUUUGAUUAAUUUGAUAGAAGUGUCGUAAUCUAUUGCAAAUAAUUUAGUCCAUCUAAUAAGUUGAUCAAGUUAUUUAGGGUAUGGUCUGAUAGACUAAGGAAGAUUGUUCAUAAAUGUAUUUUCUCCGAAUUAGAGAAUGUGAAGACAGUUUGAAAAUGAAAUUUGAAAGAAAGAAAUGAAACUUUCAAGGA